AUGGUUCUGUCCUUCGUCAAGUAUGUAUUAUUUUCUGCCUGUCCUGUUUAUAUCCUCCACAUUUUCAUCGCACAUCGCGUUCUACAAACAACAAACAUCUCUACUAUGGCCAAAACAGCAAAAGGAACGCGUUCCAAAGAUGUUUCAGAGCAAGACGCCGUUCGAAAGUCGCCCCGGUCCAAAUCCAAUUCGCUUGCGCUUUCGGCGGCUCUGCCGACCCGAAUUAAGAAAACCAAGAAAGCACCUGCUAAAAAAGAAACUCAGCCACCGAAAGAGCCGGCUAAACGUGGCCGUAAGAAGAAGGAGCCUGAUCAAAUCAUAGAAACGACUUCGCUAGCUGCCGAAACUGAAGUAGCCAAACCAAAUGGAGUCCAGGAAACAUCCACCUUCGACAAAUCACAUCAAAUCACAGAAGCAGACAUUUUAGCUGCAGACACACUGGCGAAGGUUGUUCACUUUGUUAACCUGUUGGUUGGAUCGCAACAGCAGAUAUUUGAGAGCUACAAGCGCACCGCCCGUCUCCAGAUGGAGAACGACUCGCGUUUGAUCUCCCAGUUGCGCCAUGAACUCGAAAACAAACAAAAGAGCAUUGAUUCGCUUCUGGCACUGCUCCGGCGAUUAGAGGACACCAGCACCACAGGACUGUCUUCUUCAGUUGUCAGUUCGACGCCUCAGAGAGGCCGUAUGCCCGAAUUGUAUGAACUGCCAAUUCGCCGACGAAACGCAUCCGCCAUGGUACACCAGGAAGACUUGGCAAACGAACUCAAAACCAUUGGCGUUACGCUCGACAUGCUUGAGUUGCUCACAGGAGUUCGAAUCAUCUCAUAUGAAGAGGACAGAGUGAAGUUCUAUUUUGACGUUAAACAGCUGUCAACCAAUAGUGACAGCGACAAUGACGCUAUCAGUGUGACAUAUCGCCUUGUGAUUAAACGUAAGUUCGAAAAUACGGCAGAAGUGACUUACGUGCCUACUUUCUUCCAGAAAAUGGACGAACUGCCUGCUUCUGAAGAAGAAGAAAUUAUGAACAGUCAUGCUCGUGUGUUGGCACCACAUUUGCCGGAGUACUUGAAAGAUAGUCUUAUAUUCCCCUACAAUACUCUUCUGCAGUUUUAUGCCAAAAUGAGCAAAGCCUUGAACAAGGCCACGAAGAAAUAA
Clavispora lusitaniae ATCC 42720 is the source of this 1155-nucleotide messenger RNA. RefSeq lists its product as uncharacterized. Gene Ontology annotation, molecular function: protein binding; microtubule site clamp. Gene Ontology annotation, cellular component: mitotic spindle; chromosome, centromeric core domain; nucleolus. Lineage: Eukaryota; Fungi; Ascomycota; Pichiomycetes; Serinales; Metschnikowiaceae. Gene Ontology annotation, biological process: meiotic sister chromatid segregation; attachment of mitotic spindle microtubules to kinetochore. The record is from RefSeq and is a predicted model, not a curated record.